GGUUAGGACUUGUUGAUAGGAAUGAUUUGUUGAUCUGGGGUAUAUAGACUGAAGCAAGUGGCCACAGCUCCUUAUUGCGUUUUUUUUUUCCUUUGAGCGUGGGAAAAGAAAUUUGGCUGUAUAUCAGUGGCGUUACUUUUCCAUUUCCCCUUUACGCACCGAUAGCCAAACAUGCAUCACCCACGCCAUGGGCUGUAUAGGAAAAUCCACUGGGUCGAAGGUUCUGCUGAUCGCCGGGGAUUUUAAGUUCAUAUAUAUUUGUAUGCAGCUUGUCACACUAUGCAGACGUCAUCUCCACAGGAUUUAGAUCAGCUUUGGUUAUGUUAUUUCUCCCUGGCUCCUAUCGCGCCCAGCCGCCUGUGUUGUGAUUGUGGAAUACGGUGAAGAAAAUGUGUUUUGAAAACGUUAUCCGGCACGUCGGCCGUUACUUGGAAUACAACUUUGCAUUAAAUUAGCCUGCUGCAUCAAUGUGUAACUCUCCUACGGUUGCGUAUUUCUUUCCAUCUCCCAAUUUGUGACUGUUGAUCAGUCACCGCAGGGUCGCUGUCGCCUUCUUGCAAACUUGGAGUUCGUUUUCGCCCGGGCUGCUGUGCCUUCACUCGAGUGGUGAUCUUCGUAGGAGGCGCCUGUACAUUUGCUUGACUGCUGCCGGCGCACAUGCAGAGGCGCCCCUUACGGCUACCCAAACAGCGACUUCUGAUAGAGCAACCUCGUCUGGCAGAAGGAGGAGAAAAACGGAGGGCGAACGGAGUGGGUGAACAUGCUGUGAGGACGCUGCAGCCGGUAUUGGACAUUAACGAGGCGAUGCUACUGAACAUGUCACAGACAAUGAACAAAAACAUCACUGUGCAGGUAUGAAUAUUGCUCUGAAAUCUCGGUCCGCGUGAGUUUGGCAUAGCUCUUCAUCAAGACUAUGGUUAUUGAGGAAUGUAUGGAAUUACGCAUGAACUGAUCUCAUUUUUCCAUCAUGUCCAAGAAUUUUCCGAGUGAUGAUGACAGCUGUUUUAAUAUCGCAAUUAUCAUGUAGCAUUUGGACAAAAAUGGAAACCCGCUCAUAAAAAUCUAUAUAUAUUUGACAUUUGACACAACGGACCACUUAGCCGCCACCAUGGGACUGUGACCCGGGCUGCGAGCUCUGAGAGGCGGCUGUUUGUGUAGUCUGUGCUCCGUGUGCAGACUGGACCUGAGCAGUUGUGACAUUUUGAGCCAUGGCUGCUGCUAUCGCAAGUGGGCUGAUCAGACAGAAGAGACAGGCACGGGAGCAGCAUUUAGAUCGGCCCUCGACCAACCGACGGAGGAAGAGCCCCAGCAAGAACAAGGGGCUCUGCAAUGGGAACCUGGUCGACAUCUUCUCUAAAGUGCGCAUCUUCGGCCUCAGGAAGCGGAGACUACGGAGACAAGAUCCCCAGCUCAAGGGUAUAGUGACCAGGUUAUAUUGCAGGCAGGGAUACUACUUGCAAAUGAACCCCGAUGGCUCUCUUGAUGGGACCAAGGAUGACAGCAGUAAUUCUUCUUUAUUCAACCUUAUUCCUGUGGGCCUCAGAGUUGUCGCCAUUCAGUCCGUGAAGACAGGGUUAUACAUCGCCAUGAACGGGGAGGGCCAUCUGUACACAUCAGAACUCUUUACAGCAGAGUGCAAGUUCAAAGAGUCGGUGUUUGAGAACUACUAUGUGAUCUACUCGUCCAUGUUGUACAGACAACAGGAGUCAGGAAGAGCUUGGUUCCUAGGGCUCAAUAAGGAGGGCCAAGCCAUGAAGGGGAACCGAGUGAAAAAAACAAAACCAGCUGCUCACUUCCUGCCCAAGCCAUUAGAAGUUGCCAUGUACAGAGAGCCAUCGUUGCAUGAUGUUGGAGAGACAGUGCCCAAGGCGGCAGUACCUCCCAGUAAAAGCACAAGUGAGCCAGCGGUGAUGAACGGAGGUAAACCUGUCAGCAAGCCCGACAAGCCCACCACAUAGCCACACUUGACCAGUGCCCAGUGUGUGUGUGUGUGUGUGGCGGGGGGGGGGGGGGGGGGUUUGCCGACUGGACUCCAGACCCUCUUCCUCCUUUGGAUCAGAUCCAGACGAACCUCCCUUCCUUUCCUCUCUUGCUCCUCCUCCCUCUUUCUCUGCCUCGUCCUCCCUUUCUCCAGCUGUCUCAACACAGGUGGAUGGAUUCUGAGGCGGCUGAGUUUCUCCAGCACAGGAAAGAAGAGGACCUCUGAUCAUGGAAUGCCUUUAGAUUCCUCUGAAACUGUGAGAAGUCAUGUGAAUAACGCUUUUCACAACCACGCUCAUGGUACUUUGCUUGCUGGUGGUUCAUUCAAGAAACCUUCUCCCUCUCCAUAAUGCCCUUGCAGCAGAGUCUGUGUACCUUCAGAUCUAUUUUCUAUACCACAGUUCACCAGCUAUGUUCUGGGAUAGAGACUGUAUAGAUAGAGUAAAUAUUUGGACGUCGUCCUCUAUUUUUUACGAGUAUGUUCCCCUCUCCCUCUCUUUCUAUCUCUACUCACACACUUUUCUCUUUGUCAAGUAACCUAGAAAAGAUAAAAACAUUUUGCAAGGGAGUUGUGUGAUUUUCUAAGAAACACAUUCACACAGACGUGGCAUAAAAAACAAACAAUCCAACUUUUCUUCUUGCCUACAACAUGCACACACACUUACAGACAUACAGAGUUUCUGGGGGAAAAUUUAAGAUGUGGCUUUUCACAGCCAAUAAAAACACACUGGAAGCUGGCAGAUAGCUCCUGCAAUCAUAGUUGAUGAAGUGCUAAUUAUAGCCACUGUAAUCAAUGCAAGGAGCUCCCUACACACAUACAAACACACACACACACACACACGUAUAAACAGAUGUGUGUGUGGGUGGGAGAGCGCUGUAAGGAAUGGUGUAUACAUAUCACUAUCUAAGUCCCACCAGCGGUUCAGUCCGCCUUCUCUGGUAAAUAGAAAAUCUGAAGUCUAUUUUUCUUUAAUCUUAUUUCAGAGCGUGGGCUCUAGGAAUAUCUCUAGGCCUUGUAGGCCUCUGUCCCUCACUCACUGACUUCUUUGGACGACAAGGCAAGACUUGUGGCUUUGACCCAGAUGGUCUAUAACUGCAGCACUGGCAGCCAUCUUAUUGCAGCGUCUACUUAAAGCCAGAAAACAACAUGGCUGAAAACCAGUAGGCGACAUUUAUCCUGGCUGCAUCCCUAUUUGGUUCAGCAAAUUAAAGCAUGGGCAAGGUUAAUAUUGUGUUCACUCUUCUUGCAGCAGUUAUACAAGAGAUGGCUUAUAUUGUAACAUUUUGACUGUAUAAAACUUAGGGAAAAUGACUAUUAAAAUAACUUUUUAAAUGAGUAGAUAUUAUUAUUAUUAUUAUUAUUAUUAUUAUGAACGGAUUUGUCUCCUAGCUCAGCAUGCAGAGUCCAGUACUGAUCAUCUUGGCCUAUCACGUGCCUGUUUGGACCUUGAUUCCCGGCAUGCAAAAACAGGUUCCCAGUCCCCACUGGGCCAAAGGUGCCUCACCAACACGAUACAUCCACAUAGAGGACACGUAGCAUUAUCCACAGAAAAACCACACUCAGAUGUAUUCAUUCUGAAAUGACCAAAGCCUUUUUUCAUCCCAAGAAGAACUGAUUCUUUAAAAAAAAAAGAAAACAAAUCUGAUUCUCUCUCUGAUUCAAUUCAUCAAAGCUUUCACUGUGAUAGCAUUUGUUCUGUCCGAAAGAAUCAACUCUGCUCAGACCCCCAAAGGUCUUGUCUGAUGUCAUUUUGGAAUGGUACGUAUACCUUGAAUUAAUCACAUGCAUGUCUUUUCUAUAAGGAACAAGGUAUGGAUAUCAAUCGUUCUUCACUCUGUGUAAGCUGAAGAGCACUGAAGUUCGGUGUGGGAGUUGAAUGGGCAUGUUGUAGGCUACAGCACACACACAGCUACUGCACUUUCUGUUUUGCAUUUUCAUUAUGACUGUUAGCAGUUUAUCAAAGCUCUACCUGAUCAAUCAAUUUAUAAAGUUUGUCUUGCUUUAAUGAUUUUUCCUAAUAGUUUUGUUGGAUAAGAUUUAGAAUAGUAAGUAGAUUGUGGCUGCUGUGUGCUGCUAAAACUGCAGCUAUAUUAAAAGAUUUAUUUGGUGAAUAUCAUUUUCUGAGUUUAUUGGGAUUACACAUGACCAUUUCUUAUUACAGCACAUCAAAGUACAUUAGAAUUCAAUAUUUGUCUGUACAAAGCUGUUAAUGCUAUAACAAAAAUGGCAUACUAUACACUCACCCACACACACACACAGGAGCUGGAAACCACUGUAGUUGUAUUUGGGGCUGAUGUUCUGUCCUCAUUACACCUUAUCAUCCUACACUCUUACAAACUCUACAUGCUGGGCUGGCUGCUGCUCCAGCCCUGCAGACUAGUUAACUGGCUCCUCCAAGGCUGACUUUAUUUUUGUAAAUGACCGGUGUGUAAAUGUACAUGUCUGUUUGGAUCUCUGUAGCCACCGUGUUUUGUUUUUUUGUUCUCAUUUUCUCUCGUAUACGGGUCGUGUGUGAUGUCGUCUCCUGAUCCCGAUCACGUUUGCAUUGCACCCCCUCUCUUCAGAUGUGUUACAAGAAUAUUCUAGUAAACUUAGUUUCUUUGUUGCUUCUGUUUUCAACCUCUUAUUUUGUAUGUUGUCCCAUCUGUUGCAUGGGGAGAGGAUGGAACUGAUGAACUGCAUGUAGUAGGCUAUGUCUAUCAAGAACUGUUGGUAUGUACCGCUAAUUUUACAUACAUAUAUGCAACGAGUUUGUCUACACUAUACAGUUUGUGUUUGUUGUAUACGCAUAUACAACAUAUUGAAUAAAAUAUUUAUAUAAAGGUGUACUGUAAUGUCAGUAACAUACUUAAUGCAAUAUAGUGUGCAGUAUAUUAUUGCACCUGUCAUUUUUGAUGGGACAAAGAAAACAGAGGGGUUGGCUAGUUUAAGCAUGAAAAAGGCCAAAGUAGAAUUUACAUUAAAUUUUCUUUGUGACUUCUUAUCUGUCCUCUUUUUCUUAAGUGGUGACUGAGCUCUUGUGUCAAUGCAGCUCUCAUCCCCUGAUGCCACCUUUUGAAGUGACAUGGACAUCCAGCAUGCCACAACUGAACUAUGUAUGCCCUCUCUUUGUUUCCUCCACUUAGAAUUUAACCUUAUCACUAGUAUGAGUUGAGUGAGAAACGUCCAUCACGGACCUUCAGUACAGUGUGGGUUUCAUGACAGAUCGUUUGGUUUGAUUUUCCGGUGGAGAAGAAUAGGCACUAUUAAAAUGAUUUAUUUUCAAAAAUAUAUAUAUAUAUAUACCAUUGCAAGUAUGCCCAUUGGAGUUAUGUCAUGUUAUAACAAAUUUGUAACCAUGUAUGAUUAAGGUCUUCGCAUUGUUUUCCAUGCAAAAUGUUGUGUCAUGCGGCACAUUUAAUGUUUUAUUAUUAAAAAGAAAUAAAAACCUCAAACAGUAA
Molecule: messenger RNA, 5421 nt
Organism: Micropterus salmoides (largemouth bass)
Lineage: Eukaryota; Metazoa; Chordata; Actinopteri; Centrarchiformes; Centrarchidae
Gene: fgf14
Product: fibroblast growth factor 14
Exons: 5
Coding region: 1209-1958 (249 amino acids)
Biological process (GO): positive regulation of protein phosphorylation; cell differentiation; positive regulation of gene expression
Cellular component (GO): cytoplasm
Molecular function (GO): fibroblast growth factor receptor binding; growth factor activity
Source: RefSeq, a predicted model, not a curated record